AUGGAUGAAAUUACAGUAAAGAGGAGGCCAAAUUUUUUUUACAAAGAAAACAAUAUACAGAAGGAGGAUAAGAGGACAAAUCUGGACUUCGAAAUCCAAAAUCCCAGAUUUGUGAAGUCGUCGCCCUUAACAUCUACCAUCAUCUUUGUUAACUUGCAGUCUUCAUCUUCCUCGAAGCUCCAACUGCACCUCCCUCCGAUUCAUGAACCCCAAAUAAGAGCAUAUAACUCGUCCUCCCUAAGAUCCUUUCAACCUCCGCCACGACACUAUUUCCUCCGCCGCACCUACAAAUCAAAGAUUGAGAGGAUUAGCCAAGCAAGAUUGCAUCUCAGAGACACCGAGAAACACGCGUUAGAGGUAAGAUUACUACGGUACUUAGCUUUUGCAAUUGGAAUUGGUUUGUUUUGCUACACGAAUUUAGGUUGUGGGGAUGGGUUGGUUGUAUCAGUGAGGAAUGGUUUAGCUAGGAUUCAUGUUGCGUCACCGUGUUAA
Messenger RNA from Vicia faba (fava bean), 492 nucleotides. The record is from the annotation of a GenBank genome assembly. NCBI's taxonomy places the organism in Eukaryota, Viridiplantae, Streptophyta, Magnoliopsida, Fabales, Fabaceae.